GCGGCAGUUAACGAAUGAGUAAAUAAAGAGAAGCUUCAAGAUGGCGGACUCUCUGAGCUCCGUCCCGCUCGGCGGAGCAACCCUCAUCAAAAGCCCGCUCCCAAAGCCGUCCGAGGCGAAGAGUGCCCCCGACAACUGCUCUCAGUCUUCCCGGGACGUCACCGCACCGCCGCCCAAGAAGCUCCGAGCCGAAGAGAGGAGCGUAAAACCAAAGAAAGUCUGCCGGGAUGGAGAGCUGCUGGGAGGACACUGUAACGGCAGACAGAAACUCCAGCAGCCGACGAAGCAGGCGAGUCCCGCGGGCUUGUGGAGCUUCAACCCGGCCGGUGCGGGGAGCCCAACACCGACGAAUGCCCACAAAAUGUUCCAGCAGAGCAACUUCUUCCUCCAUAAGGCGCCUUCGUCUGCUAGGGCGAAGAAGCCCAGCAAGGAUAUAGAAGGAGUUAAAAGCAGCGCAGAAGUGAAAAAGAAACUGUUCUUCACCGCCGGGAGUAACGCUCACAGCGAUAUUACCCGAUUUAAGCACAUUUCUACGCUCAAAAGACCCAAUGGAGAUGUUAGAUUGCCACCAAAAGGUCUACCGCUGCCCGGCAAAGAAAAGGUGGAAGGGCAAAACAGAGAGGAGCGCGAGGAGAAGAAGAAGAAGAAGAAGAAGCAGCAGCACAAAGCGAUGAACGACAUCAAGAGGGAGAAUGGGGAAGUCAAGACACCUAUUAAAGAUGGUGAAGUCAAAGCCAAGAUCAACUCAGAGCUGCAAAUCAAAAAAGUCAAGAAGAAAAAGAAGAAGAAACACAAAGAGGGCGAGAAGCACAAGCGAGUGAAGAUGUACCACCGCUCGUGUCAAACCAUUUGUGCCGGCCUGCUUCUUCUCCCCUCUCCUCCUUCCCCUCCGCUUGCCAAUUCCUCCGACGCCGUGUCUCCGUUCAAGUCACCACUGCCCGUUCACCCUAACAACAAAAACCCACGCGUCCACCCUUCUCCUAUUGCCACAUUGGCCAACUCCACAUUGCACAAGAUCUCCCAUACUACUUCAGACAAGCCCCCGGCACGCUGCAUCCAUCCUGGCAUGGCGGGCCUGGAGUUUGCACCUUACAUCCACAUUGAGUGUCAACCUAACGGAGGGGCUCUGGUGGCCCAUGCAUAUGCCUCGCAGCUCUCCUCGCUCUCCACGAGCCAGCGGCAGAGGUUCGCCCAGGAGUUUGUCACCCUGGCUUUCAGCGAGGACUCGUCGCAGGCUGCUCAUUAUGUCAUGGGCAUCAUCCACGGAGAGGCUGCCCACCUCCCAGACUUCCUGGAGUACUUUUCCACCAAGUUCCCAUCAGCGCCAGUCAAAAAAGAGAUUCUUGGAAAGAAGGACAUAGAAACAACCACCAUGGCUAAUUUCUACUCUCAGGUGCAGAGAACCUACAGUCACGGCACUUACCGAGCGGGUGCUAUGCGACAGAUCAGCCUGGUGGGAGCUGUGGAUGAGGAGGUGGGGAACUUCUUCCCAGAGUUCCUCAGCAUGCUGGAGUCGUCGCCGUUCCUCAAGCUGACUCUGCCGUGGGGGACGUUAUCCAGUCUAAGCGGGAUGAGUCCUGAUGAGAGCGAUGACGGGCCCAUCAUGUGGGUCAGACCAGGAGAGCAGAUGAUACCUAUAGCCGACAUACCAAAGUCACCUUUUAAAAGAAAACGCUCCACCAACGAGGUGAAGAACCUCCUGCAGUCGCUGCCCAGGACCAGCGAGCCCAGAGAGUUGCUGUUUGAGGACAGGACGCCAGCGCACGCUGACCACAUCGGCCAAGGUUUCGAGCGUCAGACCACGGCGGCGGUGGGCGUGCUGAAGUCUGUGUGCUUCAAAGAAGGCUCAGAGCCUCCUCGUGUAACCAAAGACGUUGUGUGCUUCCAUGCUGCUGAGUUCCCAUGUGUGGUUCAGCGGCUGCAGUUGGAUCUUUAUGAACCUCCACUCUCUCAGUGUGUGCAGUGGGUGGACGACGCCAAGCUGAACCAACUGCGUCGCGAGGGCAUCCGCUAUGCCCGCAUUCGCCUGUGCCACGACGACGUCUAUUUCAUCCCGCGUAACGUCGUUCACCAGUUCAAGACGAUGUCGGCCGUCUGCAGCCUGGCCUGGCACGUCCGCUUGAGGCAGUAUCACCAAGAUGUGAAGCAGGAGGAGGAAGAUAAGGAGCAUGAAGAAGGAGCUAAGGAAACAAUAGAGGAAGAAGGCAGGAAUAGGACGUUUCCAGGUGUAGAUAGCCAGCAUCAGUCAACACUUUUGUGUCGCUCAGAGGACAACAAGAAGCAGAAAGAUGAACAAAGUCCUCAGAUUGACGUCAAGACAGAACUUUGUAAAACAAACAAAUGCUCUUCACCUCCAGCAAAUCAUCAUCACUUCCCUCCUCAUCCAGCAGAGAGCAGCAUUGCCUCACCUUCCAGUUUAUGCUCUUCAUCAGCUACUCGCAAUCCCUCCUCUUCCUCUUCACUGCCAAGUCCCAAACCUCUUUCCCCAGAUUCUGCAUCUUCCAGAUCGGUCCGCUCCCCUCCGCAGGAUAAAGACUUGCCCCGCCUUCUUCCAGACAGGUGGACAUUGAUGCCUUCAGAGGUUCACGCCCCCAUCAGUUCCCAUGGCAACAUGCGGACGCUGGCAGAAGAAUGGACUCAUGGCACCCAGACAAACGCCAGGACCUUUACGCCAUUGCAAUACACACACCCUCCUCCUCUUCCUCUUCAUCUACCUCCUCCUCACAUGCUCCCACCCUCCUUCUCCCCCUUGCUCCCCCAACCUCUGCCCCACUUCCUCAGUCAGGCGCAUCAUCACAUCAACCAGCUGCACCUGGAUCCCUGCAGCCAAUCACAGCCAUUCUACCCCCACAGCCAACCCCCACCACUCCCCCAUCACCCCCACCACCAGUUCCACCCGCAUGCCAAGCCCUUCUACGCCUCGCCCUUCCCAUUCCUCCCCUCCCAGACAAUCCCUCAUCACCCGCCCGCCUCUUUCCCGCCUCAGUACCAGCCCUGCGCUCCUCCACCCGCCAUUACACACCCGCCGCCUCACACCUUCCCUCCACCUCCCCCUCCGCCGCCCGCCUCGGCGCAGUCUCCGCCUCCCCCGCCACCGCCGCCGCCACCCCCCCUACCACCAGCUCCUCCAAAGUGUGAAGAGUAACUGAGUUUGUAGUUUCUGGAUUUUAAAUAUAAUGUACAGCUUUUAUUUUGGUUGUUGUACAAAAACAGUAAUUUAACACAAUUUUUAAGUGGUUCUGUUUUCAUGUACAGCUCACAGAAAGUGGAAGACUUAAUAACAGAAUUGUAUAAUGAAUAGAUUUUAUUUAUGCAUCUUUCAAAGCUGCUGAUGAGUCAGCAAAGUUGUCAUCUGAAGUUUAAAAGUGAAAAGUUGGGGAAAAAAAGAAUCAGGUAGAAUCCUAAAUUGUAAUGGAUGAGUCCUGCACACACUUUCCAAAUUUGAGACUAGUUUGUGUGCUGCUUCCAAAACAUGGAAUGUUUCUUCCUGUGUCUUUCUAGUGCCUGCCCUCACUGCUCACCAAAUCUUUCUUUACUGCACACGUUUUCGUCCUUUCAUCUACUUUUCCCUACUGGACAUUAAAACCAAAGCCUUAAAGAAAUCAGCAGCUUUUCUGGAGAACUUACCAGAAACCAAUUUUUGGAUUUUUCCAUAGUGUAGUCAAAGCACUAAAGUGGAACAUCUCUAAGAAAAUAAGACAAACUGAAGCCUCACUUUUUGUGCUUUGCUUGAGGUGAAGAAACACUUCAUGCGCCUAUGGGGUUCGAACAAAAACCAGAUCUUUCUAUAUUUUUUGUACAGUACAAAGUCUUUAGAGACUUUUUCCAGGAUGUAUUUAUGUUUUUCUAUUUGGUUGCAGCACUGUAGUGUACAUAGGUUUUGUAAAGUGUUUCUACUUUAAAUAAGAGCCUGACUAAUAAAAAGGUUCACUGGA
Molecule: messenger RNA, 3935 nt
Organism: Entelurus aequoreus (snake pipefish)
Lineage: Eukaryota; Metazoa; Chordata; Actinopteri; Syngnathiformes; Syngnathidae
Product: lysine-specific demethylase RSBN1L-like
Exons: 9
Coding region: 41-3145 (1034 amino acids)
Cellular component (GO): nucleus
Source: RefSeq, a predicted model, not a curated record